GCUGCUCAGCGAGUAGCUACUAUAUAGGCUGAAGGAUUCAGUGUCAAAGAAACACUCGCUUCUGAUUGGUUUGCAGACACUGUAGGCGACAAACUCACAACGGCUAAAUUUGACCACAAGAAAGAAACAAUCGCAACUAUAUUCUGAUUCUUAAAUAAUUAUGACAAAACAGGUCUAGCAAUAUAGAUAUAAAUACCAUGGUUAUUAUCUUAUUUCAACAAAAUCGAUUUGUGCUCCACUUUGCCAUUGGACGCACCGUCUUGUCUCUGCGCUCCUCCAAGAUCUCGCGGGAUUAAAGAUGUAACGGGUGCUUAAGAAAAAAAAAAGGAAAAAAAGGUGGUUCGGUGUCUGCACCGGGUUGUCAGCAGAGCGGCACAGGUAGCCAGCUGCACCUCUGUGGGCUCAAGCUCGUCUACAUAGCGACGCUUGACUCUGUACGUGACACGACUGGGGAGUAUCUGGAGGUGCGAGCCUCGGCGAACCCAGCCCGCUCCAUCAUAACCGGCGCAGGUCACCUUAGCGCUCUCCUACCGGCAUUUUCCGUCCACCGUCUCCGAAGAUGAUACCUGGCAAUCGCAGAGCUGCAGUCAUGAUCUUCUCGGUGGCGAUAUUUGGAGCUCUGAUGCUGCAGUCCGUCUCAUCUCAGAACGCACCGGCAGGCUUUGUGAAAUCACCUCUUUCUGAGACUAAGCUCACAGGUGACACCUUUGAGCUGUACUGUGACGUGGUAGGUAACCCCACCCCCGAAAUCCAGUGGUGGUACUCUGAGAUCAACCGAGCCGACUCUUUCAGGCAGCUGUGGGAUGGCGCCCGGAAGCGGCGGGUGUCCAUCAGCACCGCCUACGGCAUCAAUGCUGUGAGCGUGUUGGGGGUAUCGCAUCUCACACUAGACGAUUCUGGGACAUACGAGUGCAGAGCCAGCAAUGACCCACGGCGUAAUGACCUCCACCAAAAUCCAGCCACCACCUGGAUCCGUGCUCAGGCCACUAUAACAGUACUGCAGAAGCCGUCGAUCGCUGCCUCCGAACACGUCACACUUCCAGUGGAAGGAGAAAGCCUCACACUGCAGUGCAACCUGACCAGCCCCCACAACACCGUCCAGGAAAGCUUCUGGAUGAAGAACGGUGAGGAGAUCCCGGAAACGCGUGACUCAAGCAAGAACACUGAGUACAGGCUGAAGAGACCAAGAGCAGAUGACGCUGGAGUGUAUAUGUGUGUCUACACCUUCAGCACGACUCCUUCGGCCAACGCCACCAUCGAAGUUAAAUCUGCUCCUGAGAUUGUAGGCCACAAACGUAGUGAGAAUAAGAACGAGGGCGAGCACGCUAUACUCCACUGUAAGUCUGUGGGCUAUCCUCACCCUGCGUGGUCCUGGCGCAGGAACGACAAGGACUUUGAAAACUCAACACGCAUCUACAUCGUCAGCAAAGACAACUACACAGAGCUCCACAUUCUGAAUCUGGACAUUAAUGAAGAUCCAGGGGUGUACGUCUGCAACGCCACCAACAUGAUUGGCCACACUACUGAGAAAUCUGUGCUGAGGGUUCGCAGCCACUUGGCCCCCUUAUGGCCUCUCCUGGGGGUUUUGGCUGAGAUCAUCAUCCUGGUCAUCAUCAUCGUUGUUUAUGAGAAGCGCAAGAAGCCAGAAGAUUUACAAGACGAUGAUGACCUAGCUGGACCAAUGAAAACUAACUCGACCAACAACCACAAAGACAAGAAUCUCCGCCAGAGGAAUACAAACUGAGCAGCCUGUCUGCUGAGUCUCAUUAUACAUGUAUUGACCAUAUGAAGGUAAACAAGAAUGGACUCCAUACCCGUUGUUUAUAGGACGCAUCUGCCAUUAAAAGUAUGGUUGUGGAGGAAUUAAAUGAGGCAUGCCUUAUGAUUUUAUUGUGUGAGGGUGUGAGGUCAGGAGGUACCCAAACCAUUAUAGAAUUGUUAACAUUAUAACCAUUGUGACUGCAUGCGGUUGUUGACGUUUAUUAUUUUUCCCCACGCUCUUAACCACUAAUUUAACAUUUUUACUACUUCUAAAAAUAAUGCAUGCAAGACGUUGACCUUCUGUUUGAUACAGAAAUGGCUUUUUUUUGGUUUUGUUUUCUUUUUUCUCUGAGAGUGGCUUCAUUUUAAUAAUCUGUACUGUGUGUUUUAGAGGAAAAACGACACUCAGCAAAAGAAAAUACCACCAUAAUCUGGUAUGACAGAUGUGUACAGUUUUAUCAUCCUGCUGCAUACCAUUGGUUCAUUUUAUCCGACAGUAUCUAUUACAUUUAAGGGCUUUGCAAUGUCCCUCUAAAUUUGAUUAAGAUCUACUGUAUGUAUGUACUGUAUGUAUUAAAUCACAAUAACUAUAUAUCAGAUCACCGUUAAUAUAAAGACUAUCCAUAUUAUAUGAUGCACUUAAAUGUUGAAAAGUAUGAAAAAAACCUGUAUAAAAGCCUACUUUAGGAAAUCUGUACUAAUCAUUCUAACGUAUUAUUUUAUAAUUAUGUGUAUUGUACAGCAUGGCUAUUAUCCUAUGCAAUUAUCAUCCAUAUCAGUAUAUUGCAAAUCAUUGCAGCUUUUGAUUUCUCUGUGACAAAGCUUUAAUCUAGUAGGAUCACCGUAGAGCGUUGAUGGCACACAACACAGCUGCAUGAAUUCUCGACAGCUUACGUGGGGCAGAAAGGAAAGCCCGCGUCCGAGCUGACACAUGUGAAGCAAUUCCAAGAUCCUGAGUCAUUUUUAAAAAUAAACAUCUUAAAAAAUCAAACGUGUC
This is a messenger RNA of Pelmatolapia mariae (spotted tilapia), 2758 nucleotides long. Its product is annotated as neuroplastin-like. The record is from RefSeq and is a predicted model, not a curated record. Gene Ontology annotation, biological process: homophilic cell-cell adhesion; dendrite self-avoidance; axon guidance. Bases 560 to 1744 code for a protein of 394 amino acids. Lineage: Eukaryota; Metazoa; Chordata; Actinopteri; Cichliformes; Cichlidae. The transcript has 9 exons. Gene Ontology annotation, molecular function: cell-cell adhesion mediator activity. Gene Ontology annotation, cellular component: plasma membrane; axon.